AUGGGUGCUAUAAACUCACUUCAUGGUGCGAGAUCUGUGGAAAAUCUCGCGCGCAAACACACAAAAACACGAAUGGAAGGAAAAAAGAACGUUUCGAAAUUUGCAACCCUACGAAAACGACUUACUCGACAUCGGACGUCGUUGCAAAAAACCCACUCAUAUGCGAAGCAUGUUCGCGAUCUCACUCAGUCGUGGAAAACGCACGAAAUAAAUGCAUUAGUUGAGGAGUACGAGUCGUUAUCUGCUCUGAAAGAUUUAUCAAUACAAACAAGUUUAGCGCGUCCAAAUAUUCGGAGCUUGACAGACGAUUUGCUUGCAUUAUACCAACAUGGACACUUCACGGAUGUUGUACUAAAAUUCAAAGAUCGUCAUUUUUAUUGCCACCGAUUCCUACUUUCUGUGCGGUCACAAUAUUUUCAACGCCUUCUUUCGAAACAUCCGGGUUUCAAUGUCGUUGUUGACGUAAACAUGAAUAAUUCUGAUCUCACUGUUGACGUAUUUGAUAUCAUGAUACGGUAUUUGUACUCGGGGGAUGUUCGCUCGUUGGACAUACCUAUGGAUAGCCUUGACUUACUGUUUAAAUUGGGCGAGGAAUUUGGCACUCCAAAUGAUUUUGAAUAUGACAUGAACAUUUUGCUCAAUACAUCUAGAUACGCCGAUCUUGUUCUUGUAUUCGAAGAUGUUUUGUAUCGAAGUAAAGACUCUACAUGUUUGUUUGAGUUACAAUGCCACAAAGCAAUUCUUGCUGCACGUUCAUCGUUUUUUCAUUCUCUAAUAACUAAGUUAUCACAUGACAAUGAUUCCACCGAACCGCUGCGUAUUGUCUUGGACGAGAAUAUUUUACCAAGGCAAUAUGCGAGAGUGCUUUUACAGUGUAUGUAUCUUGAUUCUAUUGACGUUUCAUCGGUCAUACGAUGGUCAUCUGAUAGUGACCAACCACACAAGUUACUGACCAUCACCGAAAUUGCGAUGGAAGUAUACGAAAUUGCUAGAUUCUUAGAUUUCAAUACGUUAGAACAAGGUGCUGAGGACAUCAUUGUUCAAGAACUGUCUCCAACUUCUCUGUUAUUUACACUUGAUUGGAGUCAUAAGUUUCAUGGAUCUUAUUGGGUUUAUCGUCAAACUAUGAAUUAUUUACGCGAGGAGUUUUUGAACAUCGUUCAUCUUGAUGUUUUCUUGAACUUACCAAAAGCUUUUCUUAUUGAAGCGUUAAAGUCGGAUUUUCUACAAGCCAGUGAAUGUGAUGUCUUAAUGGCUGUCAUCAAGUGGGGUGAAGCACAAGUUUACAAGUCUUCAGAUUCAAAAAUGGAUCAUCUCUCCAGCUCGUUGAAACGAUAUUCUCGACGUAAAGAAAUUGACAUACAAUCCUUAAAACAAACCUUACAUGGCGUGCUUUCUUUGGUGAGAGUACAACAUAUUCUUCCAAAGGAUAACUGUAUUCUUAAAACAGCAAUGCAACAAGGCUUGCUGCCGAAAGGAAUGCCUUUGGAUAUAGGGGAAGGGGAAAGACGGCAAAGAUCUUCAUGGAUAAGAUUAAAAGACGAUCGAAAAUAUGUAAAACCAAGGCUGUUUUCGGCUUAUGUGGACGAGGCUAAGGCUAUCAUGCGCGAACGUAUGGUUGCAGAAAUGGAAGUGGUUCGUUUGCGCAUGAUCAGACAUUCAGAAAUGCCAGAUAUGGUAACAAGUGUUGCAAGUCACCUUUGUUCCCCUGAAUAUGAAGAUGGUCCACCCUCUUUUAUUGCUAAUGAACUGCCUUAUCCUGAUGCUACAACAGUGAAGGCCAUGUUGUGUAGGGAGAAAGAACUCAGGUCUUAUAACCAAACACAACGUGCGUACGCCUUGUCUUUGGGUGACGUCAGAGCAGUAAAUCACGAAGUUCGAAAACGUGUCGUUCGCGAAUUUGGUCUGCCUGAUGUUGCCGUUGAAGUUCUACGAAAUGCCCCCAAAGAUGCGUUUGACGAUUUUCCUAGUAGUCAAGAGUCUCUUUUGGUCAGUCAUUGUAGUAAUGAAAAGCUGAACAUUUUAUCGGACAAUGAACCGGAUGUAACAGUAAAUAUACUACGAAAGAUAAUGGAAAGUUAA
Xenia sp. Carnegie-2017 is the source of this 2082-nucleotide messenger RNA. Its product is annotated as BTB/POZ domain-containing protein 7-like. Gene Ontology annotation, molecular function: protein binding. Gene Ontology annotation, biological process: morphogenesis of a branching epithelium. The transcript is spliced from 7 exons. The record is from RefSeq and is a predicted model, not a curated record. NCBI's taxonomy places the organism in Eukaryota, Metazoa, Cnidaria, Anthozoa, Malacalcyonacea, Xeniidae. The coding region runs from base 1 to 2082 and encodes 693 amino acids.